Molecule: messenger RNA, 3208 nt
Organism: Bactrocera latifrons
Lineage: Eukaryota; Metazoa; Arthropoda; Insecta; Diptera; Tephritidae
Product: RNA exonuclease 1 homolog
Exons: 11
Coding region: 103-2994 (963 amino acids)
Cellular component (GO): nucleus
Molecular function (GO): nucleic acid binding; exonuclease activity
Source: RefSeq, a predicted model, not a curated record
GUUGUUAUCUAAAGCGAGCAAGUAGUUUUCUGGUAUAAUGAACUCAAACAAGCAAGAAUAUUUGUGUUGCACAAUGACUUUCUAAAGAAAGGAAUCAAUAAUAUGUUACCUUCACUUGGUUUAUUUAAGGGAUUUCCYUGUCCUUAUUUUACGGGAACAAACAGCAAAAAUCAGAACACUGGAACACAAUCUUGCCAAAGGCCGUACUGUCAUUUUAAGCAUGUGCGUAAAGAUGAAAAUCAAACAACAAAUAAUGUGUCUGUACCGGAGUAUAAACCUUCUCCAAAACUGCUGCCCUUACCAACGAUUACUAAAUCAAAGCCAAAACUGGAGUAUCAACCCGAGAAGCCAGCCUUAAAUGCCAGCCCUUCAAAACCUCCUUUAGCGUUUGAAUUACGUGCCCCCAUUUAUAUUCCAGCAACAUGCAAAAAUGAUGAUAAUGAAUCGUUUAGUUUAAAUCUUGACGAUUGCGAAGAGGAGUUAAACGAACUUGGUGAAAUACUAGAAACUGAGGUUGUAAAAGAUGUUAGGCAUAAUGGUGAAAUACCAUCUAAUACUAGAACGGAAGAUAAUCAAAAUAAAAUUAAUAAUGCUGAAGAAGGAAACAUAAUAAUAUCUAAAAAAGACGUAAUUAGCAAUGAAGAGAAUAAAAGUUCUCGGCGUAGUAGUAAGGAUAUAAAACAAAAAACGGAAACUCCUAUUACUAAAGAUACAUCGGUUUCAAAGGAUAGAUCGCUUAGCAAAGAAAGCCGAUUAAAAAUAAUUUCCAAAGAAGAAAAUAAAAACAUACACAAAACAGAAAAUAGAAAACACAAGGAAUCCAGGCACGAAGAGCACUCCAAAAAAGAUGACAGAAGACAUAAACACGAAAAAGACUAUAAGAAUACUUCGUCGUCGAAAUCUUCUUCAUCAAAGAGUAGGCCUUCGUCAACUUUAUCGGAAGUUAAAGAAGGCUCAAAGUCUCGCAGUAAAUCAAAAAAAUCUUCAAAAUCAAAUCACAUCUCAUCAAAUAAAAUUCACAGAGAGAGYAAAAUAUCGACACCGGUGGAUCCUAUUUCACCACAUACAUCAACAGAAAGUAUAGAGCAGUUUCCCAUCACGGAAGAGAUUAAUAAGGAAUGUCAAAUGAUAUACGAACAACUGGAAAAGGAUUUUGCUUCCAUGCAUAAAGAUAAUAAUGGUGAACUUAAGAGUAGCACAAAUGAAUCUAAAGCUUUAAAACGUCACCAAUCACAAGAAGAUGAAUAUGUAACCAAUUCCUUACAAAAGAAGCGGGUUGCUUAUCACAACGCAGAUAAGUUAAAAGUACAAUCUCCUCUUUUAUUGCGAAAACCCGAUCACAUACGCAAUGCCAUGCAAGCUAUUUUCAAUCGACAAUCAGCGAUGCAUCGCAAAAGAGAAGAGGAAGCCACAGUAGUGGAAACGGCGGUACGUGAAGCUGAGGAAAAAGUGCGGGAAGCAACUGAAGCUUUACGUAAGGCAAAAGAAAAGAGCCAGAGCCAGCUAACACCACUUAUACCAAAAAGUUAUUUAACACCACCGCCUCGUAUAACUCGUACCAUUGCACCCGUCGCCAACAUAAUUGCUUUGGAACGGGCAAAGAAGAAAGUAGAAGAGCUUAGAGCGGGAAAACAGCCGGCAUUUACACCAGCACAAACAACCAAAAAAGGUGAACGUGUUGCCCACAAAAUUACCGCAGCAUUGGCGACAAAAGAAGCUAUAAAACCCGCGAAACCACCAGUGCUAGAGGCAAAUUCAUCAAAAAUAUCAUUUAAUAUCCGUAUGCAGUAUUACGAAAUGAUGGUAAAACAUUGCUUGGCCAUAUAUCCGAAUAUGGCCGAUGCUUGGGAACGGGCACAAACAGAAGAGCUAGCUGUUUUAAAAAAAUGUAAUACGCCAGUUAUUUAUAAAAGUAGCGCUUUGUUAGCCAUAAAUAAACUAAGAAAGGAAGCAACCGAUUCUGGAAAUAAACCAGCCGACACCAACAGGAUGCUAUCUCAUGAAGUCAUACUAGCUGGGAAACUAGCCAAAACGAAUACUUGGAGUGUGCAGAAAAAAAUAAGAAGUGAUGCGAGCGAUGGCAACGAACCCUUUGAUAAGUUACCUGGUGACAAAGCAUACGAUAUGGUGUACGAAUUACGUCUUACUGAGGAGCAGUUGACAACGAAUGGGUUUCCACGACCUGGAAACGGUCCUGGCAUUGCAAUUAUAACCAGCACGAGGCCCUCGCGACGUCCCAAUGUAGAUGAACGUUAUUGCAGUCGUUGCGGAAAAGUGUUCAAUUUGAAAAUUUAUGAUGAAAUAUGUGUGGAUGAAUGCAAUUAUCAUCCAAAAAGUGCAGGUUAUCGUAGAGGAUUCGCYGACAAUCAUCACCGUUGUUGUCAACAACCAGCUGGUACACCUGGCUGCUCGUAUGCUAAUUAUCAUGUUGCGGAUUAUGUAGAUUACGAUAAUCUUACCGGCUAUAUUACCACAAUUAAAAAGGAUGGCGAUUAUAUACCGACAAAAAAAGAUAUUUAUGCACUAGAUUGUGAAAUGUGCUACACAACAAUGGGCAUAGAAUUGACACGCGUUACAGUUGUGGACAUAAAUGGGCGCACGGUGUACGAUGCGCUAGUUAAACCAGAAAAUAAAAUUGUCGAUUACAACACGGUCUAUUCUGGGAUUAAUGAGGCGAUGUUGAAGUGCGAAACAAGAACCUUGCGUGAUGUGCAAGCUAUUCUGAUGUCGAUGUUUCAUUCUAAAACUAUUCUAACCGGCCACAGUUUAGAUAGCGAUCUUAAGGCUUUAAAACUGAUACACAGUGUAGUAGUAGAUACGUCGGUACUAUUUCCACAUAAAAUGGGACCGCCAAAGAAGCGUGCUCUCAAAACAUUAUGCAUUGAAAAUUUAAAACGGAUCAUUCAAGAAAAUGAGGCUGGUCACGAUAGUGCAGAGGAUGCUGAAGUAUGUAUACAGUUAGUGAAAUUCUAUCUUCGUAAUAAAAUUAGUUGAGCACAUUUAAUUUUUCAAAUCAGUAUGGCAGUGAGGAUUUAUUACAUCACUUAAUAAAACAUGAACAAAUUAUUAUUUAAACAUAUUACAAUGUACUUAUGUACGUGUGAAAGUUACAUAAUUUUUACCAGAUUUUUUCGCAUAAUUCCUUAAAUUUAACUUUUUUACGUUAUUAGUAUAAAGAAAACUUUUAAUGAUGAGUUUAAGCUUCGUA